AUGCACCCGGGUGACGAGAUAGCCUCGUCCCUGGCGGGUGCUGCCGCGGUCGAGCCGCUGGAUCCCCGCGACCCCUUGAACCGAAUUCGCGAGCUGGAGCCGCAAUAUCGACAGCUGGUCAUCGACCUCACGUCCUCCGUGGGAGCGUAUGCGCAAGCCAUCAAGAAUCCCAGUGCAGCUUUGCGCAUGGAUCAUUUCCUGCACAAUGACGGGCGCAUCCAAGGCAAUCUCCUCAAGAUUUGUAUGCAUGGCAUCAUUUACCCCAAGCCUCUCUGGGGUGCAGGCCACAAGGCCGCCAGUAAAGCCUUUAUCGCGGUUCUCAAAACUGUACCUGCUCUUGCAGAACCUUUGUCUGAACCAAACCCAUGCAAGGCGUGUGCAUCGCUGAUGCUCCAAAAGUAUGAAGUCCUGUCCCCGGUCUUCGCCGCCAUUGAAGACUCGAGGGCCUAUUCACCCAAGGCCUUUUUAAAACAGCAAACUGCCCGUGAAAUGAUCCUGCACUGGCUCGUCGAAGUUGUUUUUUCCAUGGCGGCGCACCGUCAUGCCUUGGCACGAGUCACCGACCAGCCACCGACAGCCGCCCCGAUUGACAUGCCCGCUGUAGCUGAAAUGCGCGACACGAGACUUCAGCCCCAACUCUCAGACGAACCCCUUUUCAAUCGGCGUCGCGAGGACACCUUGCUGCCCGGCCAACCGCAACUACUCAAGCUCAAGAAGAAAGACAAGGGACGGAAGGCAAAGCGUUCUUCGGCCCCGCACCGCAAGCCAAAGGCUGACAGCGCCACCGCUAGUCCCUCCAGCCCAGCGCUGAUUCAUACCCCAUUGUCUGAGCCUCAACCCGCAGCCUCAGCAACCACGCCUGCUUCAGAGGUGACCACAGUGGUGGCACCUGAGCAGACCUCAUUGUUCUCAUGCCCCGACAGCACAGCAAUGCCCACCGACGUGACAACCGAUGAGAACUCGACAGCCGAUGAGAACUUGACGGCAACCGAACCCAGUGUUGGCCAUGUCGCCGCAGUCUCCGAUUCAAUUGUCCCGGCAGCCGCCGAGCUCCUCAUGGAUAACGUUCACAGUCUCAGUGCAGCACGAGAUGAUUCAGAGGUCGAUCGAGAUUCGCUGUGCCCGCCGUGCUCAUUAAUGUCGGCAGGACCCCCUGACAACAUGGUUGCGUCUGAUGCCAUGGAACAAACCACACCUCGAGAUGAGGCUCAGACUGUGGCUUCCGCUGAGGAGCCUGCCGAAACUUCCGAACAUGCUCCCGAGGCUCUUGAAGGCCCUGAAGUACCGUACGAAGAGGAGCCCGUCGUAGCUUCCGAGGAUCUUGCCAGCGCCGACACUUCUGUCCUGGAAGACAACAAAGUCGUUUCCGGUGCGCUCAUUGACGAAGCUUUGACAGCCACCGAGCAAGACUCUGAAGUAUUGGCACCGGAGGAGAAGUCGGAUGCUCUAUCAACUGCAUUUGUUGCCAUCACCAGCGAAGACCUGGAGCGCUUGACUGCUCGACAGCGGGAGGUCCAACAAUGGGUUGAACAAAAAAACUUGGAGGUCAAGGUGGCGCCUGACUUGCACUAUGAGUGGUGCGAUGACUGGAAGGUGGACUAUACACAUGCUGCCGUCGAUGAUGAGGUUGGCGAGGGGGAGAUGGCUAUGCGCUCGCAUAGCCUGUCUCGGACAUUGUUCACCACUCACGUCGUGGAAACCUUGACUGAUGCGUUCAACUCUGUAUUCCAAUAUCUGCUGGAUCUGCCAGCCACACUCGAGAAGUACGAGCUCUAUAACCCUCGCCACGGCACCUAUCUUAACGGCCAGGCUGUCAUGGAUGCUGGCGUGGCUGAUGCUAUGACUCCGGCACAUUUGGAUGCGGAACUACUGGCCUUCUUACAUGAAAACAACGACUCAAACUCAGAGCCAAAUUCAGAGCCUUCAGUCCAUCGCACCGUGUCCUUUGGCGUGGAUGACCAUGAGAACGAGGCAGAGGACGAGAUGUUUUGCGACAUUGACAUCGACGUACUGUGUAAAUGGGCCGACGCUCAAGUGCCCCACCUAGCCAAGUCGCUGCUCCAUGUCAAGGACGAAAAGCAGCUCGAUUUUGAGGCAGUGAAUCAACUGUUGGAAGCCCAAGACCGACGCUGCGCUGCCUGUCGCAACGACAUUGUGGCCACCGACAAUGAUUGGCAGCAAUCUGCCCAAGUGUGCUUUUUUACUGGGCGCAUUUAUUGUCAUGUGUGCCAGCGUGGCAACCGGGAGAUCAUUCCGGCACGUGCGAUCAAUCUCUGUGACUUCACUUCGUUACCCGUGUCCGACAAAGCUGCUGCCGCUCUGGGCUUGCUCCAAAUGAAAAAGUUCUACGACGUAGAUGACAUCAACAAAUCGCCUGGUCUGAAAGAACUCAACUCUGUGCAGUUGCCAGAGUGGAUUCUUCAACAAUUGGCCCAAUCCAAAGAAAAGAUGCUGCCAGCCUUGGAAGAAUGUGUACGCCUACGCAAACAGCUCUACGACCUUCUUGACCAGGCAAAAUCAAAGGGGCAACUGAUCAAGGCGCAAGACGAACUCGCGCAUGACCGUGCUUUUUAUGGCCAUGAGUACCUCUUUGACCUUGAAAAAAAGCCUAGUUGCUUUACUUUGAGCGAUUUUGCGGAGCUUGGCAAGGCCCAGUCAGCCCAACACAGCAAUCUCAUGCAUUUGUUGCGGAGUGCAAAUGCCAAGAUCCAGGCUUGGAUGCCCUCUCCGUGAGUGAGUUGACCAAUCAUGGGAGCCUCGAGUUGUCACGGAUGAAUUGUUGCGCUGCGCGCACUGGCUCUUUUACCUUGUUGUUGGUAGCAUGUUAAUCAAUCGAGUUUUUCUUCAUGUG
This is a messenger RNA of Monosiga brevicollis MX1, 2851 nucleotides long. RefSeq lists its product as uncharacterized. Gene Ontology annotation, molecular function: phosphatidylinositol phosphate binding. Bases 1 to 2733 code for a protein of 910 amino acids. The record is from RefSeq and is a predicted model, not a curated record. Gene Ontology annotation, cellular component: intracellular membrane-bounded organelle. The transcript has 15 exons. NCBI's taxonomy places the organism in Eukaryota, Choanoflagellata, Craspedida, Salpingoecidae.